AGCGCGCGCGCCGUGGACGCGCACGCGCCGGGUGACGAAGCGGAGCCCUGUCCCUCGCGCUGGGGAGGGAAGCCGGGCUUGGGAGCGCGCGCCUCCCGCCCGAGAGAGAGAGGCUGCGGGAGGAGGAGGAGGAGAUGCGAAGGCACCCAGGGCCGGUCUGCCAUGGUGGCCGCCGGGCUGAGGAGACCCCUCACCUUCGCCGGCGGCCCUAGACCCCGCCCUCUGCCCCUUCCGCCGGCUCUGGAUGCCGGGCCUGCCGCUUCCCGGGGCUCCCGCGGCCCCCUCCCUGGGCUGCUGCCUCUGCUCCUCCUCCUCUUCUUCCCGGUGCCCUGAUUCCCCGGUGGCUCUGCUUGGGUCGCCUUUGUCGGCCCCCUUCUGCCCCUGAGCCGCCGACGGAGCCCAAGGAAGGCCCGGCUUGGGAGGAAGGAAGGAGGAGGAUGCCGCUCUUCAGGAAGGCGCGGCGGGUCUCCAACCGCUCCAUUCUCGUCUUCCUCUUCUUCUUCUCCUUCUCGUCCUCCUGCCUCUAUUUCAUCUAUGUGGCUCCUGGCAUAGCAAAUACAUAUUUAUUUAUGGUACAGGCACGAGGUAUAAUGCUAAAAGAAAAUGUGAAGACAAUAGGACAUAUGAUCAGAUUGUACACUAAUAAAAAUACUACUCUUAAUGGUACAGAUUAUCCUGAAGCCAACAAUACAAGCGAUAGCCUUGCUCAAACUGUGAUGUACCUUCCUGAAAAUUUCACUUAUUCUCCUUUCCUACCUUGCCCAGAAAAGCUACCCUACAUGAGAGGCCUUAUUGAUGUCAAUAUGAGUGAAAUUAGUUUGGAUGAAAUUCAAGAGAUGUUUUCAAAAGAUUUAGACAUUGAACCAGGUGGUCACUGGAAGCCAAAAGAUUGUGAACCACGCUGGAAGGUUGCAAUAUUGAUACCUUUCCGCAAUCGCCAUGAACAUCUUCCAAUAUUUUUUCGACAUGUGAUACCAAUGUUACAAAAACAGAGGCUGGAAUUUGCUUUUUAUGUUGUUGAACAGACUGGAGUUCAACCUUUUAACCGAGCUAUGCUUUUUAACAUUGGCUUCAAAGAAGCCAUGAAGGAUGGUGAUUGGGACUGUAUAAUUUUUCAUGAUGUGGAUCACUUGCCUGAAAAUGAUAGAAAUUAUUAUGGUUGCGGAGAAAUGCCACGUCACUUUGCUGCAAAGCUGGACAAAUAUAUGUACAUUCUUCCAUAUAAUGAAUUCUUUGGAGGUGUAAGCGGACUAACGGUAGAACAAUUCAAAAAAAUCAAUGGAUUUCCUAAUGCUUUUUGGGGAUGGGGUGGAGAGGAUGAUGAUCUUUGGAACAGGGUUCACUACGGAGGAUACAAUGUGACAAGACCAGAAGGCGAACUAGGGAAGUAUAAAUCUAUUCCUCAUCACCACAGAGGAGAAGUUCAGUUCCUAGGACGCUAUAAACUCCUAAGAUAUUCCCGAGAACGCCAGUACAUUGAUGGGUUGAAUAAUCUGGUAUAUACGCCAACUAUUCUUGCGAUGAGAUUGUAUACAAACAUAACAGUAAACCUUGUACCGGAACUAGCUCCUGUUGAAGAUUAUUGAUGAUGCUUCGGAAGGGACAACUGGAUGAAAAAAAGUAUAUUAGAGAAAUAUGAAGUUUAAGUUUGAAGUGUCAUUUUUGAAAUCUCCAAUAACUUUAGAAAAGUGAAAUGAUUUUUUGACCAUAUGCUAUUGGAUUCAAAGAAAUCCUGAUGACUGCUCCUUGAAAUGUUUACAUCAUGAAACUUAAGAAAUGUUCAAACAUCAUUUUAUCAUGUUUCCUCAACUGAAGCCACCAAUCUUAGUAAUAGAAAACAAAUCUCUAGUUUAUUUAGAAGCCUAUAAAAACAUAAUCUCCUGAGGAAUAUGCAUUCAAUGAACUGCAAGAAAGCUGAAGGGUUUUAUAUAUUGCAUUUUAUGUAAAUAUUGAUUAUAAAUCAAUGUGCUUUUGAAUACUACAGCAGUCAUGGCUUCUGCAUGUGCUUAAUAGUAAUUCUGUUCAUUUUCUCCAGGGUUUUGGCAUAAGCCGAGAUGUUUGGUGAAUAAUGAAGGACCAAUUUAUAAGUGUUAAUUGGCUAUGAUUGUAAAUUGUUAAAUUAGUUUUGAGCUUUGGGCCUCCCACAUACCUUCUGUAUAAAUGAUUUCUUGAAGUAAUAUUUUAGUUUUUAUUCUAUUUAUUACCAUGAACAAUGCCAUGAUUCUCUGAUUAUUCUUGAAAUAAUAUUGUUUAUGCAUAUUGCAUGUAUAUUACAGGAUCCAAUCCAUAAAGGAUGUUGCAUUUCAUUAUGGUAUUUACAAUGUACUGGUAGUCUUGAUGUCAGAUUUAUAUCUAAGCAUACUGUUAAUUAUGUGUCUAGAUUGCAUUUUGUAGCAUUUUUAAAAAGCAAUUUAAGUCCUUUCAAAAUCAAAAGAUCAAACAGCAAAAGUAUCUUGAUGAGAAGAUUAGUGAGCAGUAAAGAGAAUGGAAUUAUGGUAAAGAGAUUUUAUAUGAAUAGAAAAUUCAGAAUACUUGCAUUUGACAUAACGUUAUUUUUAUUUACUGGAAUUCACCAAAUUACGAAUGUCUUGAAGAUUUAAUUAGUUCUAAAUGUUCCUCCUCAUUUUGAAAGAAAAUAUCUGUUACAUUCUGCAACAAACUAUCUGAACACAUUGUGUUUCAUGGGUUGUUUCCUUGUGUUCAAUACUUAGGUUGUGUACAUUUCACCAGUUUUUAUAGAAUGAAUGAAGAUUGCCACAAAGCAUCAUUUCAUUGAGCAUUGUUCUUUAAUAUCAAUAUACUUGUGCAGGUAAUUCUGUGUGAAAUGCCAUGUCCUUGCAUUUCAAUAUUGAAUGUGAUUAUUUUGCUAACUUGCCUAGAUGCAGCAACCAGAAUACCAAAGAGUUUCUUUCCCUUAAACAUUUACAGGAAAAACAAACAGAUACAAAUAAAAACACUAUUAUCUUGGAUUAGCACCUCAGCAAUGCAUUAACACGUUUGAGACUGUUUAUUUUUGUUUCUUCUUUAGAGUGCUGGCAUGACAUGUUGUUGCAAGCAGCUUAUUGUUAGAACUCAAAGGGGACAUGUGUAAUUCAAAAUAUUGGACCGAAUUAUUCAAGUAUUUGGUUUGAAAAUAUUAGGCACCUUAUAAAACUAAAGAUCAUAAGUUCUGCACCCACCAACUUGUAGUCUUAAGAGGUUAUGACAAAUCAGGCAGGCAAAAUUUAUUUAAAUUAAAGCCUAGAUUUUCACAUGAUUUCUUCUCCCCCUUCCCAUAAUUUUUAUGGACUUUAGCGGAGCUAAACAAAUCACUUAUUGUACACUGCCCAAGUUUGAUAUGGCCAUAUUAUUUGAAUGAAAAGGUUUAACUUAAAUGUUGCCAACUUAUUGCCUAUUUUUAUAUAAUUGUGUGUAACAUUAUAUUCCCCCUCCUCCCCACAAAACAAACAAACAACCCCUCAAAUAUGAGGUGCAGUCUUUUCAGCUUGAACACACUAGAUCUUUAUAUGCCAUGUGCCUUUAAAGUAGCUUAUGAGUGGAACUGGGAGCCAUUCAUUCUUUAAUGAUGACCUCUUAUUCUAAAACUAUUGGCAAGCUAAAGGCUAAAAUGGGACACCUUUGAAAAAUCUAUAAUCACUUAUUGAGAUCCCUUGUUCUCUAAUUUAGUAACGUAUGUAGCUUGUAAUUUACAUGCAGACGAUGUGAAUUGUUUUUUAAAAAAACUUGCUGCACAUCAGAGGAAGUGUACUUAACAUUAUUUUAGUUUUUCAGGUGUGAGGUGAAAUGUUCAUUAAGUGCACUGAAAUAAAUUCUGAGAAUUGUAUAGAAUCAUGCUGUGACCUAUCAUUUUGCUCAUUAAAAUGUUUGUACUUUUAAAAUGUAUUGUCUUUUGAAAUACAGUGUCCUAAAGCCUA
Molecule: messenger RNA, 3914 nt
Organism: Anolis carolinensis (green anole)
Lineage: Eukaryota; Metazoa; Chordata; Lepidosauria; Squamata; Anolidae
Gene: b4galt6
Product: beta-1,4-galactosyltransferase 6
Exons: 9
Coding region: 438-1586 (382 amino acids)
Biological process (GO): carbohydrate metabolic process
Cellular component (GO): Golgi apparatus
Molecular function (GO): UDP-galactose:glucosylceramide beta-1,4-galactosyltransferase activity
Source: RefSeq, a predicted model, not a curated record